Nymphalis io (European peacock) is the source of this 2094-nucleotide messenger RNA. RefSeq lists its product as uncharacterized. The record is from RefSeq and is a predicted model, not a curated record. The coding region runs from base 156 to 1373 and encodes 405 amino acids. Lineage: Eukaryota; Metazoa; Arthropoda; Insecta; Lepidoptera; Nymphalidae. The transcript is spliced from 9 exons.
UACACAUAUUUUUUACAGAUGAUUUCUACGCUUCGCGCCUUUCUUAUAGACUCACCGUGCCUUAUUUAAGACAUUUAUGUGUCGCUCUCUAAGGCGUUUCCAUAUCUUCAUAAUAUUAAAAUUAAUAUUGUAAAGUUCUAAGAUUAUAGUGGAAUAUGAAUUAUUUCACGUGGAGUGUUGUGUUACUGACAUUAUCGAGGACAGUGUUGUGUGAGAAACAACUCGGCAGGCGACGAGUCGUCCCCGUGAUAUACCUUCAAGGUUCUCACUAUGAUGUCGGCUUUGACGUCGGUCGUAAUUUUGCGGCCAUCAUAAAGAGUUUUAUAUCAUCAUAUGGAAAUCUAAGAGAUUUUGAAAAAGAAUACAAGACGGAUACUGGAAGAGAUGCAUACGAUAAGACACUCGCCAAUAUGAAAAAACGGUUUCCUUAUUACGUAAAGGAAAUGCAAGGAGUCGCAGACGGUGCUAAUGUGCCAUUUCAUCAGCUCUUCUUAUUGCAAAUGGAUGACAUAAUCGGAACAAUCAACGACAACCACCUACCUCGUAACGACACAGGGGGCUGCAGCUCUUUGGCCAUUAAAACUCCUAAUAGCGCAGUACUAGGACACACCGAAGAUGCAUUCAGUGAAACUUUAAAUCACUUCUAUAUCAUGUCUGCACACAUCAUCCCCACUCAAGAGGAUAGAGAACUUGGAGCUAUUGAAGAAAGGUUCAGCUCGCUUUGCUAUGCGGGUCAUUUACCUGGUUACACAAUGGGUUACAAUGAAAAUGGUUUGGUGUUUUCCAUAAAUACACUUAGUCCUUUAGUGCUGAAGCCUGGAAACACUCCACGGACUUUCAUCACGCGAGCUCUUUUAGCGUCAAAGAGCUAUAACGAUGCGGAAAGAAUUCUACGUGAUGAAGGAUUGGGGAUUGGAAAUGGUUUCUCUAUGAACAUGAUUUGGACAAAUAAGGCCGGUGAAAAACAAAUAUACAACGCUGAAGUGGCACCCGAUCUUAAGGGCGAUAGAUCACUUUUAAACAUUCAUAAGUAUCGCGAUGAACCCUUGGUGCACACUAAUAUAUAUCAACGUAUACCUGUAAAAGAAGUUAUUGGGCCAAUAAUAGAUAGUAGCACAUUUCGCUUGAAGAUCAUACAUACUCACGCGCCCCCAAACAACCAGAAAGAUAUCAAAGAUAUUCUAUCAGACACCACCGGCAUUGAGUUCCAAGUUUUCCAGGAAAAGAAGGAUUCAAUUAUCAAGACUAUCGCAGCGGGUAUUUUCGAUUUAGACAAAAUGACAUGGAGUAUCUUCAUCAACAAGCCGAAUAUAUCAGAGCCAGUAGCCAUUUUACCUAUAAGAUUCUCAAUGUUAGAUAAAUCAGAUCAAUGAGAACUAACCGAAUAAACAGCGACUUAAAUUAAAUCUCAUGUAACUUGAUUUAUACAUGAGCUAUAAAAAUAAAUAUGUGUAAUAUCUACCUACAUAUAUAUAUACAUAUAUAUCAUUAAGAAGUUGUAGAUUUGCUACUUGGUGUGGUUAUAGCUAACUUGGUAUUUCCAUUUGUAUUUUCACGAUUGUUUUAAAUAGUGUUUUAAAAUCUCAUACAAUGGUCACGACCGCCAAAGAUAAAAAUCACGUUUCAGUAACCUAUAGCUAGGCAAUUAUUAUACAGUAGGUAUAAUAUAUUGUAAUACUAAAAUGCUAAUUAUCCGUGUUACAUAACAUCGGCAUUUACCUGCUACUACUAUUAUUGUUGUUAAAUGUAUUUGGUAUAAAUAAGAGUUUGUUAUUCAGUCCACAAAAGACAAUAUUUGCUAAAGCUAUUUGUCUUUUGACUGUUGUGUAGGUUCACUAUUAAUAGCCUAUACGUAGAUUAGGCAAUUAUUUUACUUCCCACUUAUUACGAAACAUAUUAGAGAAUGAAUAGCAACAAUUCAACGAUAAUUUUGUAGGUUAGUGACCAAUCUUAAGGUCACAGUAUUUAAACAAGGAAUUAAAUCUAUAAUUGUGGUGUUACCAUAAUGUUAUGUAGAGAUUAGAAUAUUUAUAGCAAAAGCGUUAAAGUGUGUUGGUGAAUAAUGAUUUUGAAAAUAAAGAUUUCAAUUGAAAA